AUGGCUUUAAACAUCAAGUCCAGUCAAGAAAGGAGCCCAUUACUACGUGAUCAUCGCUUUCGUUUUUUAAGUGAUACUGAGAUGCUUCUGGCUGCAAAUCCUGAAUCUACCCGUGAGUCCCUUGCAACUCUUAAUGAGACGGAUGAGAAGGCUUGGCACCAACGAUCUACUGAUGUAAUUUUAAAGAUGCUUGAUACGAAUUUCUAUCAUGGAUUGGAUGGUUUGGAUGUUGAACGUCGAUUACUGCGCUACGGUCUAAAUACACUCGAACAAGAAGCCAAAACACCCAUUUUGGUGAUCUUUCUAUUGCAGUUCUACAACCUUAUCAUUUCCAUGCUGCUAUUUGCUGCGGUAGCAUCCUUGGCGCUCCAGGAAUGGGUUGAAGGCAUUGCUAUUCUUGCAAUUGUCAUAUUAAAUGCAAUAGUAGCUACGUAUCAAGAACACUCAGCAAGUAACGCACUGGCAGCACUCAUGAGUUUGUCAAGUCCACAGUCUCUUGUCAUUCGUGACAAUACGCAACAAGUGGUGGAUAGCAAGUUGUUGGUACCCGGUGACAUUGUCAUUCUCGUAACUGGCGAUGUUGUCCCUGCUGAUAUCAGAUUGAUUGCAAGUGUCGAUCUUAAAUGCAACGAGAUGCUGCUUACGGGUGAGUCGGAGGAUGUGCCAAAGAAAUACAAUGCCUUAAUGCACCCUGCUGGAGCUGGCAAACCGGAAAAAUUAACUGCAAGCAACAUGGUCUUCUCAUCAACAACAAUCACAACGGGUAAUGCUCGUGGAAUUGUUGUUGAAACUGGGAUGAAAACUCGGGUGGGCUCAAUUGCAGCUUUGCUGCAGGCCAAAAGCGGCACGGAUGCCACCGCGAAUAAAAAAUGGAUUCAGAACCCAAUAAGCGAUUGUGUUGCCAAGCACCGACCAAAGCUUACGCCUUUGCAACGGGCUUUACACCAUACCGGCUAUAUCAUGGGUCUUAUCGCCGUAGGGGUCGCAAUUCUUGUUUUUAUCGUCGGCAUGAUCCGUGGCACGGUAGAUCCGCGCCAUCCUGACCGACCGACGUACCUGACGAUGAUCAUGGCCGCUGUCUCGAUGGCAGUAAGUGCAGUGCCGGAAGGUUUACCAAUGGUCGUGACGAUUUGCCUCUCGUCAGGAACUGCUGAGAUGGUUAAGAAGAAUGUGCUAGUGCGAAAAUUAGCGUCAGUGGAGACGCUGGGUGCUGCAUCUGUAAUUUGUACCGACAAGACGGGCACGCUAACUGAAGGCAAGAUGACUGCAGUGAAGCUUUGGGGUGAUUUUCAAGAGUAUGUGAUCACUGGGAAAGGAUUUAAUCCUGACGGUUCAAUUUUAGCGGCUGACGGGAAAAGUCAGGCCGCUAGCAAUGCUCUAGUUCGUGCGACGUUAAUGGCUUCGGUGCUAUGUAGCAAUACGCAACUCAAGCAAGUGGAAAGCGAAGACGGCGAGACACUGCGGUGGGUACCAUUUGGAAACUCGUCUGAGGCCCCUUUAAUAGUCGCCGCUGCCAAGGCAGGGAUUUGGGAAGACAAUCUUUUGGAAGAUUACCCGCGUCUUUUAGAAGUACCAUUCAGUUCAUCUCGUAAGAUGAUGAUUACCGUGAACGCAGUGCCGAUUAUAAACGGCAUUGCGAUGUUUGACGACCUGGAGCUUCCUGGUAAGCAUCCUCCUCGACUUGUGGCUAACGUUAAAGGUGCCCCUAAUUAUAUUCUCCGCAACUGCGCACAGUAUUGUUGUAUGGAUGGCACGUUCAAGUCAUUAAACGUUGAGCAAUGCAAUGAGAUUUUAAAUGCUGUCGAUGCUCUUUCGUCGCAGGCCCUUCGUGUUCUUGCCGUGGCAAUUCGACCAUUGCAUGAAUUGCCUUUUGGCAAAGACUGUGAUGACGUGGAUGACAAGUUUACAGCUCUAUCCACACCGCUAGUAUUCCUUGGUCUCGUUGCCUCCAUUGACCCAGAGCGUGAUGGAGUCCGCGAUGCCAUUGCAACAGCACGUGCAGCCUCGAUCCGCACUGUGAUGAUCACGGGUGACUACCUCGCCACCGCCGUUGCAAUUGCAAAAAACAUUGAUUUACUUCAGGUUGGUACUGAUCCGAAUGCUCAAGCAACAGAUUGCAUACAGCUUCGCCCUCAAGGAGAUGUGUAUUUACCAUCAGCUGACAUUGAUGAGAUUACGUCGCGCACGCUCGUUUUCGCUCGAGCCAAACCCGAAGACAAGAUUGAAAUUGUCAAGUCACUUCAACGCCAAGGCCUCAUUGCUGCUAUGACUGGUGAUGGCGUCAACGACGCACCUGCUCUGAAAGAAGCUGAUAUUGGUGUGGCCAUGGGCAUAUCGGGUACUGAAGUUGCGAAGGGUGCGUCCGACAUGAUUUUGACUGAUGACAACUUUUGCAGUAUAGUAUCUGCUGUGGAGAAGGGCCGCGUUAUUUACGCCAACAUUCAAAAGUUUGUCAUAUUCUUCUUGUCAACGAAUAUUGGUGAGAUUAUAUUAAUCUUCACCUCAGUUGCCGGUGGCUUUCCACUCCCGCUGGAAGCCCUGCAUAUUUUGCUCCUCAAUCUGUUCACGGAUGGUAUGCCUGCAGUUGCAUUAAGCCUUGAAAUGGGCGACCCUCAUAUCAUGGCGGAAAAGCCCCGUCACAAAGAGUCGUCUCUCAUACAAGGUCGACUAUGGUUACUUAUUCUCAUCAACGCCUUCUUGCUUUUUGCCGGUGCUAUGAUAACGUUCCUUUUGGGGCUGUACUGGAAUUUUGGAGAGCUUCUGACAAGCGACAUUUAUAGUGCAGGUGGAGGUUCUGAUGGAACUGACUAUACGGAUGUCACAUGUCGACGCUGGGAAGGGAUAAACGAAGGCUGGAGAGUGUACGGAAACUGUGCUGCAAAGUACGUGGACGGGUCGUACAUUUUUGGCGAUGAGGUAGCUGGCAUGACCUCGUUCAAAAAUUCGACGAUUUAUUGCGAAGGAGGCGACUACGACUGUGUCCCAGCUGGGUUGGGUCGUGCACAGACAAUGGUAUUUCUGGGACUAGCUUUCACAGAAGUACUGAGAGCUUACACGCUUGCAGCUUGUAUGUCAGUAACAAUGACAGUUGUUGUAACCAACGUUCCUAUCAUUAUGGACGAUAUCUUUGACUUUGAGUACAUCUCUUGGUAUCAAUGGCUCAUAGUUGGAGCAGUUGCGGUGAACAAUGCUUUCUGGGGUGAAGUACUAAAAGCCAUUUUACGAAGAAAUGACCGUGCUCAGGCUCGUUGGGACCACAUGAAGUCUGGCUUUGACGAGAUUUUGCUUGAAAUUCGGCAUUUGCGUCACCAUGUAGAGCGACUUGAAGCCAGUGGGUUCAAGCGAGAGUAG
Plasmopara halstedii is the source of this 3351-nucleotide messenger RNA. Its product is annotated as potassium sodium efflux p-type fungal-type. The record is from RefSeq and is a predicted model, not a curated record. Gene Ontology annotation, cellular component: plasma membrane; endoplasmic reticulum. NCBI's taxonomy places the organism in Eukaryota, Oomycota, Peronosporomycetes, Peronosporales, Peronosporaceae. Gene Ontology annotation, biological process: manganese ion transport; intracellular calcium ion homeostasis; calcium ion transmembrane transport. The transcript is spliced from 2 exons. Bases 1 to 3351 code for a protein of 1116 amino acids. Gene Ontology annotation, molecular function: P-type calcium transporter activity; ATP hydrolysis activity; ATP binding.